AUGCAGCAGAUCAAGCACAUCAGAAUACGUGAGUUUGAUCAUGGUGAGGACGAGUUCUUCAACAAGUUCUUUUCCAGAAGACAGCUCGGGAUUAUGGCGCAUGAGCUGCAGCCAGUCAUGCCCACCGCGGUCGGCGUCUUGCCCGAGCGAAGGUGGACGAACCCGAAGGGCGUUACCAAUCAGACGAAGCAUGUCAUGCUUAUACGUGACACGCAUCUGCUCUUUGCGGCUCUCGGGGCUGUGCAGGUCCUUGCCAAGAAGGCGGACGUCUGGGACGAAGGCUUGGAGAAGCUUUUCAAGGAUACUGCAGCCAUUGUGGCCGAGCAGGACGACAACAGGCGGAAGCGCGAGGAGCUGCUCGAGCAGCUCGUGCGCGUUGUCGCCAAGGUGGAGGUGAUGCAGUUCGGCUUCGCGAAGACGGAAGAGUCUGUCGCACGCAUGGACGGGACCAUCACCCACUACAAGGAGCUGCAGGACGAGCGGCACGGCCUCGUGCUGGCAGGCGUGGACGACCUGAACAACAGGUCCAUCCAGCAAGACAGGUCCAUAGCGCAGUUUCAAGACGAUUUCCGAUCUGCCGUCGAUCGAGAGGCGCGGGCGGACUUGGUGGAGAAGCGGAAGAAGUCAGAAGCCGAUCUUGAGGUGCAGCUCGUGAAGCGGAGCAUCGAGAAGUUGAGGUGGGAGGAGGAGCGGAAAACCAUCGAGCGCCGCGGUGAGGAAGAGCGGAAGAGCGAUGACCAUAGCACGCAGAAGCACCACGAGCGGAUCGCCUUCGAAACAGCUCAGAAGAAGGCUGCCGACCUCGAGCUCCUAGGCCAGCAGGAGGAGUCCAACCUACGACAGCAGGCGCAGAAGCACAAGGACGAGAAGGAGCUCCUAGAGCUGCGCCUGCAGUCGGACGAGCGCCGGGCGGAGCUUGGACUUCAGGAGGCUGUAGAGCGAGCCAAGAUCGAGGAAGAAGGCAAGAUCAAGGCAGCUCGGGAGAACGAAGAUGUCAACACUCGCCUCAUGAAGGCGGAGCAGGCUGAAAAGCGGGCUCAGAUGUUGGCGGCGAUCGAGGCGAGCGCCAGAAUCGCUUCCGACUGGAUCGCGACAGUCUUCAACUCGCCGACAAACCUGGCGCUGCUGAUCGGGUCCAUAGUUGCCUGCCUGGGUGGCAUCUACCUGGUCAGAGAGAUGGCGAUCCUGCUGCGAGAGCAGCUGAACAAGCGCCUGGGCAGGCCCUCGCUUGUCCGAAUGACCAACCGGCGAGGUGGCAUGCAAGAGUUCGGCAUUGCCAUCCUCCGGCUGCUUCGGCUGCGGCCCCCCAGGGGCGCCGAAUUCAACGACGUGGUGCUGCACCCAAAGCUGAAGCAGCAGGUGAUGCGGCUCGCGGACGCCACCUCCUCCGCGAAGCGACGCAGAAUGCCGCUACAGCAUGCCAUGUUCUACGGCCCGCCGGGGACUGGCAAAACCAUGGUCGCGCAGCGGUUCGCCGAGUACUCAGGGCUCGAGUAUGCGAUCAUGUCUGGCGGCGACGUUGCCCCGCUCGAAGAGCAGGCGGUGACGGAGCUGCACAAGCUCUUCAGGUGGGUUCACAGAAGUAAAAGAGGAGUGCUCCUCUUCAUUGACGAGGCCGAUGCCUUUCUGGCUUCGCGGAAGAACUCAGGCAUGAGCGAAACGAUGCGAAAUGCAUUGACAACGAUGCUGUAUCAUACAGGCACACCGUCCUCUCAGUUCAUGCUUGUCAUCGCCACGAAUCGGCCGCAUGACUUGGACAGCGCCAUUCUCGAUCGUUUGGACGAGAGCGUUGAGUUCGGACUGCCGGACAUAGACGCCCGAAAGGGCAUGGUCCAGCUGUACUACGACAAGUACAUCGCCAAGCCGCUCAAGCUCCCCGCCGUGAGCUCUGGCUCCCCGAUGCUGCGGAAGCCGGACCAGCCGAAUGGUCUGAGAAGGCGGCUUCCUGGUAGCCCGAAGCCACUCCAGAUCCCCAGGGAGGAGGAGGUUGACGAGGCUGCCAUGGCGACGGUUGCUUCCCGGAUUCAUGGCUUCAGUGGCCGUGAGAUCUCCAAGCUCUUCACCUCGCUGCAGACGCAUGUGCUGUACAGCGACACCACCCAUGGCAGACCGGUCUGUACCAAGUCCAUGCUGCUGGAGGUGGUCGAUCAGAAGGUUGCGGAGCACGGGCGGAGCCACGAGUUCCAGACCAGCGGCUACGUGUACCAGCACAAUGAAGCCCACCGCGCACAGCACGAGGCCGAAGGCGAGAAUGGAUUUUCCAGCAAAGACGGGAAGCUCGGAGGAAGACACUGA
Molecule: messenger RNA, 2295 nt
Organism: Symbiodinium natans
Lineage: Eukaryota; Dinophyceae; Suessiales; Symbiodiniaceae
Source: the annotation of a GenBank genome assembly